UUUUCCUCCUUUCCUGGGCUGAACAUGGCCUGAUCUUUAUAUUUCUCCCUCUAUUCUUACCUCAGUGUGGACUGUUGACCUUCCCCGGAACCUAUCCCAUCUCAGGGCAAGCUCUGAUAGACACCGCUUCUUGAAUUACAGUACUUUCACACUCCCUACAUUUUUUUCUGAAAUCGGUCGCGUGACACCUAUCUAGUAGUAUUAAGCUAACUUGGAUCCCAGAAAAGACAGCUUGGUUUCCCUGGAUCAGAUCAGAGUCCGGUGGUUUCUUGUUUCCUAGUCGACCCCCCCCCGACAAUCUUCCCCGCCAUUAUGGACGGUCCGGAGCUUCGGAAGCGAAAGCAGGUUGCUGAUGUUAAAGAAAAACAUCAAGCUCGUACAGAUGCUGAACCCCGUCUUAAGCAUGGAAUCCCGAUGCAGGUUCUGCGUUCCCUUCUUCUUGCAACCUGGUUCAACUGCUGCUGUGUCAUUAUCCUGGUGACCCAGUUGAUCGGAUCUCCCCUGUACGUCAUCAACAAGCAUUAUUAUUACGCUUAUAUGUCAUAUACGAAACAAUCGUUUGGGUUGGUUAUCACGGCUCUCACCCAAUGGGGGUGUCCCACCUUUGUCCGGGUGAGCGGGGACAAGAGCGUGCGAGGUCAGAUUCAUCUGGCGAGCGAUGGCCGGCUCCGAACAACCUUUCCAGAGCGGCUCGUGAUGAUUGCCAACCAUCAAGUCUACACGGACUGGAUUUAUCUCUGGUGGAUUGCAUACGCCAACAUGAUGCAUGGUCAUAUCUUUAUCAUCCUUAAGGAAUCCCUUAAAUAUAUCCCGAUCAUUGGACAGGGCAUGAUGUUCUACGGGUUUAUUUUUAUGGCUCGCAAAUGGCUGUCUGAUAAACCACGACUUGAGCAUCGCUUACAGAAACUGAAGACACAACAUGUGGGAUCCAAGUCAGGGUCCCCGAAAUUCGAUCCCAUGUGGCUUCUAAUCUUCCCGGAGGGAACCAACCUAUCCCUCAACACGAAGCGACGGAGUGAUGAAUUCGGGCAAAAGCAAUCCCUCCCGUCCUUCAAACAUGAGAUUCUCCCGAGGUCGACUGGCCUUUUCUUCUGCUUACAACAGCUGCGGGGAACCGUUGAUUGGGUGUAUGAUUGUACAGUAGCCUAUGAGGGUCCUCCAAAGGGCAGCUAUCCGGACAAGUACUUUACCCUUCGAUCAACGUAUUUGCAAGGACGGCCACCCACUUCUGUAAAUAUGCAUUGGAGACGGUUUGCCGUCUCCGAGAUUCCCCUCGACGACCAGCAAGAAUUUGAUCUCUGGCUCAGGGAGCGCUGGAUGGAAAAGGACCAAUUGCUCGACCAGUGUUUUGAGACCGGCAGAUUCCCCUCUGACCUGGCCGACAGCAUCGAAGUUGGUCAUGGAGAUAAGGACCAACUAGCCGCAGCUGCUAACGGGUAUGUCGAGACACAGGUCCGGCUGGGUCAUUGGGCCGAAAUUGGCCGGAUAUUCAGAGUUUUGUUUGGUCUCGCUUUUCUGUGCAAAGCGCCUAAAGUGGUGGGUUUGUUAAACCCGGGCCGUUACUAGUACAGCACUUCCCAGGUGUUUAUUGUUAUCCCACUUUGGUUUAUGUAUUCAUUACUAUUCUUAUGACUGAUG
Molecule: messenger RNA, 1638 nt
Organism: Aspergillus ochraceoroseus IBT 24754
Lineage: Eukaryota; Fungi; Ascomycota; Eurotiomycetes; Eurotiales; Aspergillaceae
Product: lysophospholipid acyltransferase family protein
Exons: 2
Coding region: 415-1566 (383 amino acids)
Cellular component (GO): endomembrane system
Molecular function (GO): acyltransferase activity
Source: RefSeq, a predicted model, not a curated record